Paraglomus occultum is the source of this 1854-nucleotide messenger RNA. NCBI's taxonomy places the organism in Eukaryota, Fungi, Glomeromycota, Glomeromycetes, Paraglomerales, Paraglomeraceae. The record is from the annotation of a GenBank genome assembly.
AUAUUGGAUGAACGCAUAAUAAAAGAGAUUGUGUUACUGUUCCGAGGAGAGUCCUUUUACUUUUCGUAUGACUAUGAUCUCACAACAUCCUUACAACAGAAGGAAGACAAAUUGGCAGCAUGCGAGAAUGUUCCACUUUGGAAACAAGUGACAAAGCAUUUCUGGUGGAACGAAUCGAUGUUGCAGUGUCUGAUUGACAUGGAGCUUCACUCAUGGAUUUUACCAAUAAUGCAAGGCUAUGUACAAAUUGAAUUGUGUGAAAUAGAAAAUCUGCCCUUUUAUCUGAUUUUGAUUUCUCGGCGAAGCAGAGAACGUGCAGGAUUAAGGUAUCAAAGACGCGGAGUAAACGAACAGGGACACGUGGCCAACUUUGUCGAAACAGAGCAAAUUCUCUUGACAACAAUAGAUGACGUACCAAAUGUUGUUUCAUUCUUACAAGUGAGGGGUUCAAUGCCGUUAUUUUGGUCACAGUCUCCAUAUGGCUUAAAGCCUAAACCGGUAUUGGAGCGUAAACCAAAGGACAAUGAAUUAGCAAUCGCUACACACUUUAGUCAAUUGAUUGAACAAUACGGAACUAUCGUUUGUAUUAGCCUGACCGAGUCAACUGGUCGUGAACAGAUAAUCGGUAGUGCCUAUCAAGAGGCUGUUGCAAAUUUAAACAAUGAUAAUAUUGAAUUCGUGGAAUUUGAUUUCCAUAGAGAAUGUAGGGGGAUGAAGUAUGAAAACAUUUCAAACCUAAUUGGAGAAUUGGAGAAUAAGUUUUCGGCGAUGGGAUAUUUCUGGAAAGCUGAAGGGUCUCCAGUACACUGUCGUCAGACUGGAAUAUUUCGCACCAAUUGUAUGGAUUGCUUAGACAGAACAAACGUAGUACAGAGUGCACUCGCACGUCACGUUCUUAUUCUUCAACUACUUCGGUUUGGAAUACCAGAAAUACUAGACAAUGGAGUGUCGCACUAUGACGCGUUUGAAAAUAUUUUCAAUGAUGGUAAACGCAAUAUUCAGGGAAUGGUCAACGAUGCGUCAAACUCGCUAGCCCGGAUGUAUCAGAAUACGUUUAGAGACUUUUUCCGUCAGGCAACUAUUGACUACCUUCUUGGGCAUCGAUCUGUAGAAGUAUUUGAAGAGUUACAGAGACGUUUUGAAACGUCUGAACCAGGCGAAGAGGAUCGCUGGGCUAAGAUUAGAGCAACAGCAAUUGAAAUAAGUAGUUCCAUAGUAAUUUAUGACAAUGAGGUUAAAUCAAAUGGAUGGACUUUUCUAUCGCCGUCCGAGCCAAACGCCAAGCGGAGUAAAUCAUAUGAAGAGAAGGUUUUAUUGCUAACAGAUAAAGCACUGUAUAUCUGUACUUAUCACUAUGGCCUUGAGAAGAUUGUCCAAUUUGUCAGAAUUGGGUUAGGAGAGAUUCAAGGCAUAGUCAAAGGGGAAUACAUUUUGACAACUUUAUAUACAUCAUGCACAACCGUCGACGAUAAUUAUGGACUCGUGAUUUAUUAUUGUGCGGCUGGUGAAUCCACACGCCUUAAUUCUGGAAGCAUAAGAAAUAAUGCCGACCCUCACACGGCAGACGAUGAGGAGACAAAGUUUAUAGCGUUUAAAGCAUUUCGUAGUAAUAUCGUUGGGGAAGCUACCAAGUUCGAUAGUGGAGCUGGUGGCGAUCAUAUAACAGGCACACAGACCGCAAAGCAGGUUGUCAACGAAGUCGUGAGCGAGAUUGUAACCGCCUGUCAAGCGAUUGGAAACCAUAGAGAAUCCUUUGUGGUUGAGCAGCCAAUCAUAAGUUUUGCUGAAGCUAAUAAGAACACUGGCAUAAUGACGAAAGUCGGAUUCCAGGUCAAGCGAGCAUUGUGGCUGUAG